AUGUGUGAAGUUCUAGAAGGAAGAGAGGAGCAUUCGAGGCAGAAAGGGCAGCCAGAAACAUUCUCAGAGAAUAGGGAGCAGUGUGGCAAGACCAGCAAAUUAGGGGUCUGGAAGGAUAUGGCACGAGGUCAUGGAACAUCCUUUAAUAUCGACUGCAAUGUCUGUUCUUGCUUUGCUGGCAAUUUGGUGUGUUCUACCCACCUGUGCAUCAGUGAGCACAGUUCAGAAGAUGACUGUCGCACCUUCACAGGUCUGCCCUGUAACUGUGCAGAGCAGUUUGUCCCCGUGUGUGGGCAGAACGGACGCACUUACCCCAGUGCCUGCAUUGCUCGCUGUGUGGGCCUCCAAGACCAUCAAUUUGAGUUUGGAUCAUGCAUCUCAAAGGAUCCUUGUAAUCCUAACCCCUGCCCCAAAAACCAAAGAUGCAUACCCAAACCACAAGUCUGCCUGACGACUGUUGAUAAAUUUGGAUGUAGCCAACAUGAGUGUUUGCCCAGACAGCUCACCUGUGACCAGGCCCGCGAUCCUGUGUGUGACACAAACCACCUGGAGCACAGCAACCUCUGCACUUUGUACCAGAGAGGGAAAAGCCUCUUGUACAAAGGCCCGUGCCAGCCCUUCUGCAGAGCCGCAGAGCCCGUCUGCGGGCACAAUGGGGAGACCUACAGCAGCGUGUGUGCCGCCUACUCGGACCGGGUGGCGGUCGAUUACCUCGGGCCCUGCCAGGCCGUCGGGGUCCUCUCAGUGUCCAGUUCUGUCUCCGAAUGUGCUGCGGUGAAGUGUCCCUCUCUCUCAGCGACUGAGUGCAAACCCGUCAUCCCACCCGGUGCUUGUUGCCCAUUAUGUGCCGGGAUGCUAAGAGUUUUAUUUGACAAAGAAAAGCUGGAUACUAUUGCUAAGGUAAAUUGCUUUCUAUGCCAGGUCCUCUUGAAACCGUAUUGAUAAACCUCUCAGUAAUCCUACAGAGUAGAAGAUGUUUUCUCAUUUUUAGAGGAAGAAACCUGUUUGCAGAG
This is a messenger RNA of Ceratotherium simum simum (southern white rhinoceros), 1013 nucleotides long. Lineage: Eukaryota; Metazoa; Chordata; Mammalia; Perissodactyla; Rhinocerotidae. The record is from RefSeq and is a predicted model, not a curated record.